Leucoraja erinaceus (little skate) is the source of this 4841-nucleotide messenger RNA. Its product is annotated as protein lifeguard 2-like. Bases 193 to 1128 code for a protein of 311 amino acids. NCBI's taxonomy places the organism in Eukaryota, Metazoa, Chordata, Chondrichthyes, Rajiformes, Rajidae. Gene Ontology annotation, cellular component: membrane; endoplasmic reticulum; Golgi apparatus. The record is from RefSeq and is a predicted model, not a curated record. Gene Ontology annotation, biological process: negative regulation of apoptotic signaling pathway. The transcript has 12 exons.
GUUGCUUGGCGAGAUGCCGCUGUGCCUGACUUUCCCCCCCGCUCGCCCCCGUGUACAUGGUAGGUGCCGGCUUGCUGCCUGCCUGUCUGCAUCGGACUGGAAACACCGCGGGCUCCACUGCGGCGCAGCAUCACUGGAAAUUAACCUGCGUGUUGUUGCUGCUGCAGUUUCACCUGCAACCCUCGCCUCAACAUGACCCAGGGAAAGCUCUUUGCCAUGGGCAAGACGGCGAACACAGAUGGCGAACAGGGGGUGGACCCCGAGAAACAGGAGCCUGUGGACCCCGUGACUGCGCCACCCACCUACGAGGAGGCCACGUCAAGCUGCAAGGUUAACAGCCCCUCUACCUCGGUGCCCAUGCACCCCAGCUGGGCCUACGUGGAUCCCAGCCGAAGCCCCAGUUAUGGAAGCGGGGGCUACUCCGGAGAGAGCGAGAUAUUUUCCUCGUUCAGCUGGGACGACAAGAACGUUCGACGGAUCUUCAUCAGAAAGGUCUACAUUAUCCUGAUGGUUCAGCUCUCCUUCACAGCCGCCAUCAUCGCCCUCUUCACCUUCUGCAACCCUGUCAAGGUUUACAUUCAGGCGAAUCCUGGCUGGUAUUGGGCUUCAUAUGUCAUCUUCUUUGUUACAUACCUGACCCUGGCGUGCUGUAGUGGACCAAGGAGAUAUUUCCCAUGGAACUUGAUUCUGUUGACCAUUUUUACCCUGGCUAUGUCCUGCAUGACAGGACUGAUGUCAAGCUACUACAACACAAAGUCAGUCCUGCUAUGCUUUGCCAUCACAGCACUGGUGUGUUUUGCCGUGACAAUAUUCAGCUUCCAGACAAAGUUUGACUUCACCUCCUGCCAAGGUGUGCUGUUCGUCCUGUUGCUGGUCCUCUUCAUCAGCGGACUUGUCCUGGCCAUUGUGUUGCCGUUUCACUAUAUUCCCUGGCUUCACGCUGUUUAUGCCGUGCUGGGCGCGAUCAUCUUUACAAUGUUCCUGGCCUUUGACACGCAGCUUCUGAUCGGAAAUCGCCGCUAUGCUAUCAGCCCUGAGGAGUACAUCUUCGGGGCGCUGAACCUCUACUUGGACAUCGUUUACAUCUUCACCUUCAUGCUGCAGAUCUUUGGUUCCAGCAGAGAAUGAGCAGGGCCGCAACCGAUCACCUCGACUUCACAUAGACCAUCGGGUGGCUUCUAGUCCCAUAAAAAUCCACCAGCCACAGCAGCAUCUAGAGCUAAAGCAAGGGACCUCGCUGAAACCCAGUCAUUCCAGUGUAAUUCCUGUAAUUUCCUAAUGGUUCGACCCAUUUUGUGUGUGACUGUAACUGUGAAUCUAGUCUACGGUCGAUCUACACAAGCUUCUAGCUAGACGCAUGGCUGCAGUACAUAGGCUUGUGUAUUUUGGGCUUCCAGCGCUAAUUCUUUACGGUUAGGCCUGCUUCCUUGUAGUUCCCAAAGGCUUUAACUCCUCCUCCCAUUCCCACACCGACCUUUCUGUCCCGGGCCUCCUCCACUGUCAGAGUGAGGCCCAGUGCAAAUUGGAGGGACAGCUUCUUAUAUUUCGCUUGGGUAGCUUGCACCCCAGCGGUAUGAACAUUGACUUCUCUAACUUCUAGUAACCCUUGCUUUCCCCCUCUCUCCAUCCCUCCCCCACCCUAAUCGUACCAGCUUCAAAGUCAUCGUGUUGAGUCUCGUUGUCUGUAACUCAUUUUCACCUAGCACACAGCUAACAAUGGCCUGUUUCCUUCAUCAUCGUUACUUUUUUGCAUCUUUCAUUUAUUUGUUCUAUAUCUCUCUACAUCACUGUCUAUAUCUCCCGUUUCCCUCUCCCCCGACUCUCAGUCUGAAGAAGGGUCUCGACCCGAAACGUCACCCAUUCCUUCUCUCCAGAGAUGCUGCCGGUCCCGCUGAGUUACUCCAGCUUUUUGUGUCUAUCCUUGUGGCACAGCACAGCUUGAGUCAACUGCCAGUUCGACUUCCUUGCUCCAGUAUUAUUAAUGAGUGCAUGGCGAUUACCGACAGGAAUUUUAGUCGCCUUCCAGCUGCCUGAGGGGAGCGAUUCUCAAACCGAUUUCUUUGCCCUGGGAGGAGUUGAAUACUUUGAUUUCUUCUCUUCACCCAGAGAGACGGAGAGAGAGAGAUGGAGAGACAGAGAGGGAGAGAGAAAGAGACAGUCAGAGAGAGACGGAGUGAGUGAUUGAGGGAGAGAGAGAAAGACGGACUGGGAGAGAGAGAGACGGAGAGGGAGAGAGACAGAGAGAGAGAGAGGUACGGAGAAAGUGAGGGAGGGGGAGAGAGAGAGAGACGGGGAGAGAGAGAGAGACGGGGAGAGAGAGAGAGAUGGAGAGAGGCACACAGAGUACAUCACCCUCGAUGGCCAUUGUGUGAUCUCUCUCUCUGAAGCAGUGACCACAGCACCAUGUGGCCACUCUGUGGACUGCACUGCCUGUGAAGGGCCAGGUUUUGGGAAGCGUGAGGAAUGGCGAGGUUGUUAUUUGAAGGGAGGUUAGGGCGCGUUCUCCCGUGCAGUUACCCGCCCGCUGCGCAAAUGUCACUUUCGCAACCUGAUCGCUAGCCAGGGCGCAAAUUAAAAAAAAAAAAAAAAAAGAUUUUGCUGCAUUUGCCGACUGCAUUUGUCUCUCUCUGCCCGGCAUUCAGGGGGGAUGCCAGGGGUGCCACACUAUUGCCCGUGUGGGGGUACUUUGUAACUGUGUCGGGGCCCUUUAUGUGGUGACUCUUUGCAUACCUUGACUCAUUCAAUCAUUCAUCCACUUAUUGUUCUGUACAGGAAAUGGUGGCACAGCUGGUAGAACCACUGCCUCACAGUGCAGGAAGGAACUGCAGAUGCUGGUUUAAACCAAAGGUGGACACAGAAAGGCCGAAACAUCACCUAUUCCUUCUCUCCAGAGAUGCUGUCUGAGUCACUGCAGCAUUGAGUCUAGACUCAGUGUAGCCCAGGAAUUAUCGCUGAAGAGUUACAAAAUCGUGCUCUGGUAUAAAUCUGCUUUAUUGGAGCGUGUGUGCGUGCAUGUGUGUAACUUUGUUUAGAGAUACAGUACAGAAACAGGCCCUUCGGCACACCGAGUCCGCACCGACCAGCGAUUCCCGCACACUAACACUAUCCUACACACAACACACUAAGGACAAUUUACAAUUUUACCAAAGCCAAUUAACCUACAAACCUGCACGUCUUUGGAGUGUGGGACAAAACCCACGCGGUCACGGGGAGAACGUGCAAACUCCGUACAGACAGCACCCGUAGUCAGGAUGGAACCCGGGCCUCUGGACGCUGUGAGGCAGCAACUCUACCCGCUGCGCCACCGUGCCGCCCGACUGUGAAUGUGAGAAAAGUGGACUCAAUUCCGUAACUCCUGCUACGAUCCUGCGUUGGAUCGACGGGCUGAAGGGCCUCCAAAUGUGCUGCGUAGCUCUGCGAAUGAAUGAUUUUAUUGUGUGUCUUUACCAUUUUAUUAACGAGCGCUGAGGUCUCGUGAAAUAUAACUCCCUGUUCUGGGCACAAAGCCUUUUGGGACGACUGAUGCCGUUAAGGUUAAUCCCACACCUUGCAUCCCAGCACACACCUUGUUCCUUUCAAACUGCAGUUGGAUUUUUAAAUUCAUCUGCACCCUUUAAUCUUGCAUGCCCCCAAUGUCCCUGCAUCGUGAAAUCUGAAGACGCAAUGGCUUUUCACAAGGAACGAUGUCACCUAUUGUGUCCUGUUUGUGGAUUCUGUGGAAUUCUCUGCCCCAGAGGGCGGUGGAGGCAGGUUCUCUGGAUGCUUUCAAAAGAGAGCUAGAUAGGACUCUUAAAGAUAGCGGAGUCAGGGGAUAUGGGGAGAAGGCAGGAACGGGGAACUGAUUGGGGAUGAUCAGCCAUGAUCAAAGGCCUACUCCUGCACCUAUUGUCUAUUGUCUAUUGUCUGUCCCCAACAAGGCCGGCCUCUGUAAGGGAGAGGAAGAUGGAAUCGCUCACACAAUGGAACAGCAGAGGAAGGUUUGUGGAGCGACUUCCCGGGAGGUAUCAUUGCCUGACCUCCUGCCUUGUCCACCAUUGAAAUGGAAAGUACUGAUACCUGCGCAAGUCAAUGGCUUCAGGCUUAGCAUUGUCCUGUCUGUAAAGUCGACAUGGAACAAACGAGUGAACAUGGAGGGCCUUGAGAGUCAUAGAGUGAUACAGCAUGGAAACAGGCCCUUCGGCCCAACUCGCCCACAUGGCCCAACGUGUCCCAGCUACACUAGUCCCACCUGCCCACGUUUGGUUCCCUUCCCAUCCAUGUACCUGUCUAACUAUUUCUUUAACGUUGGGAUUGUCCCUGCCUCCUCUGGCAGCUUGUUCCAUACACCCACCAACCUCUGUGUGAAGAAGUCACCCCUCAGAUUCCUAUUAAAUCUUUUCCCCUUCAACUUAAACCCGUGUCCUCUGGUCCUCGAUUCCCCUACUCUGGGCAAGAGACUCUACCCGAUCUAUUCCUCUCGUGAGAGGGGAGAGAGAGGAAAGACAUGAGUGGCUCCUGGCAGUGUUUUUGUCAUGGCCAACGUUAUUUUGUAGCAAUGCCUUUAUCUACCUCAUGUUAAAGGUUGGUAUCAGUGGAGCUUUGCUGAGCUGCCAGAGUUGCAACGAUGCACCACCGCAGUUACUCCUGCACCACGAUUUCAUGCAUCGGUGCAGUGGUCACUGUUUUAGUCUCGUUUAGAGAUACAAUGUACCUUCGAUUUUCCAGCAUCUGCAGUUCCUUCUUAAACCCUUUUCACUGUACCUUCAUUGAUACAUAUGACCAUUAAAUUGAAUCGUGAAUCUUGAAUCUGAAUAAAACAAUUUCACUCUGUUCGUGCCAUUCUGUGCCAUUCUCUUGUGAUA